AUGACAAUUAAAUACAAAAAACUAAUUUGGAUUAAGUGUUUCAUAUGUAGAGGAAAUAUUUUAUUAGAAUUAGGAAAUUUAAAAGAAGCCUUAGUAGAAUUCGAUUAUACAAUAAAUUUAAAUCCAACAGACGGGAUGAAUUACAUGAAUAGGGCAAAAGUAUAUUUUGAUUUAGAACAAUACAAAAAAGCAAUAGAUGAUUAUUCAUUGGCUUAAAAAUAUGUUAAAGACUCAACAAAUUUGUUCAAAAUAUAUUAUAAUCUAGGAGAAAGCUAUCGAAGAAUAAAAUAAAUGCAAGAAGCAAUAUAAUAUUUAGAGAAAGCCACAUUAAUAAAAAAAGAAGAUUCUGAAGCAUAAAAUACAUUAGGACUAGCUUUAUUUGAAGACUAAAGAUACGAAGAAGCAUUAGAAAAAUUUCAAGAAGCUAGAAAUUUAGAUGAUAAGAAAGCUGAUUAUUAUACAAAUAAAGCUUAGGCAUUAUAUUAUAUGAAGGAAUAUGCAUUAUCAUUAGUAGAAUGUGAAAUGGCAAUAUUACUAGAUUCAUAAUCAUCACGAAAUUUUUAUGUUAGAGGAAAUUCAUAUUUAGCAAUGAAUAAAUUUUAUGAAGCACAUAAGGAUUUUGAUACUGCAAUAUCAAUAAAUUGUAAUAAUGAAAUGUAUUAUCAUUCUAAAGGAAUGACCUACAACUAAUAAUACGAAUAUGAAAAAGCAAUCCGAAUGUUCAAAAAAGCAUUACAAAUAAAUCCUAAUCAUAUCCCAUCUAGAUACCAUUUAGGUCUAAUGUUACAUAUAAAUGGUUACUAUCAAGAAUCUAUCCAAAAUUUUGACAUAGUUUUAAAAGAUAAAGGAGAUGAUCGUCUAGUAUAUGAAAGUAGAGGUAAAGUUUACCAAGAUAUGAAUUAAUACGAACUUUCAAUUUAGGAUUUUAAUUAAGCGAUUAAGUUAGAUACAUCGAAUUCAGAAACUUAUUACUAUAGGGGUUUGUCAUAUAUUGCAAUGAAGAAAAUUAAAUAAGCACUUCAUGAUUUUACACAUUCAUUGCAAUUAGGUAAUAAAUAUCCUGAGGUUUUUAGCGGUAUGGCCCAAGCUUAUAGGUAAAUUAAUGAUUAUGAAAAAGCUCUCUUUUAUAUUAAUGAAGCAUUAGAUAAAUGUGCACUUAAUGUCGACUUUUUACUAUAAAGAAGCAAUAUAUAUGUCGAUAUUAAUGAAUAUACAAAAGCCAUUACUGAUUUAAGUUUAGCUUUAGAAUAAAGACCAAACGAUCCUAUGGUAUUAUAUAAAAGAGGAAUAGCUUUAUUUAAAAAUAAGGAGUAUUUUUAAUGCAUAAAGGAUUUGUUCAAAUCUUACGAAUAAAAACCAAUAAGUAAUUACACAGCAGAUUUACACUAUCAUUUAGGAGUUUCAUUUGCAAAUUUAGAAAAAUUCUGGAAUUCAGUAGAACCAUUAACAGAAGCAAUAAAAUUAUAAUAAGAUUUCCCGCAUUAUAUACAUGAAAGGGCUAAAGCUUAUUUGUUAAUCGGAGAAUAUGAAAUGGCGGAAAAAGACUUUAAUAAAGUAAUAGAAAUGUAACCUAAUAAUUCACAUGCAUAUUUUGGUAGAGGAUUUGCUAGAAAAGGAAAAAAGUUAUACGAAUAAGCUGCAGAAGAUCUUGAACAUGCAAAAUAAUUAGACCCUUAAAAUCAUUUAAUGGUGGUCAAUUAUAGAAAUAUGGCUUAAAUUUAAUUUAUUCCUUUAUGUAAACCUGGUGAAGAAGACUAAUAAAUAUGA
Messenger RNA from Ichthyophthirius multifiliis, 1767 nucleotides. RefSeq names its product peptidase c14 caspase catalytic subunit p20, putative. Lineage: Eukaryota; Ciliophora; Oligohymenophorea; Hymenostomatida. The record is from RefSeq and is a predicted model, not a curated record. Gene Ontology annotation, molecular function: protein binding. The transcript has 7 exons.